Molecule: messenger RNA, 3865 nt
Organism: Bemisia tabaci
Lineage: Eukaryota; Metazoa; Arthropoda; Insecta; Hemiptera; Aleyrodidae
Product: upstream transcription factor usf
Biological process (GO): regulation of transcription by RNA polymerase II
Molecular function (GO): protein dimerization activity; RNA polymerase II cis-regulatory region sequence-specific DNA binding; DNA-binding transcription factor activity, RNA polymerase II-specific
Source: RefSeq, a predicted model, not a curated record
AACUAAGAGCCUCAAGGACAAUGCCUAGGUGGAGCCAUAUUUUAGGCGCCAUACCAUUAGCAUUAGCGAUGCUUUCUCUGUUCACAUGACCCCUUUCGUCCCGUGUGCUUAUUAUCCCGCAAUCAGCUCGGCUCUGUGAUGUUUUCCAUUUGAUGUAAACAACUCUCUGUGCACCCUUAUCUAAUUUUUCGAAUAUUUUCCCCCCUUUGUGACCAACGCUCGCGCUGAAUAAUGGAUAUCAUCCGACCGAUUUCCAGUUCCAUCAAAGACGAACCAGGCUUAUGCAAUGUCCUAGUGGAUAAAGAAUUUGGAAAAGAACUGAUGUCGACGCAGUCUUUAGCUAUCGUUGAGGAAGAUGGAUCCUUGGGAUCCGGUGAUGAUCAAACAGCAGUCAGUGAACUCAAUGAUGAUCCAUUACUGGCUGGAACAGAAGAUAUUCCCGUUCACUUCCGAUCGGAUGGAGUGACGUACCGUGUGGUUCAAGUAAACCCAGCAAAUAAUACUGUUGAUGCAGUGCCACUCGUUCCUACCUCUAGUGGAUAUGUUAGUCCGCAACAUAACACCAUUCAAGCUGCAGUCCUUGCAAACCCCAUCAAUGGUCAAGUGUAUGUCAUUGGUGAUACAAAUGAAGUUUUUUCCUCCACCAAUCAAAGGUCGCUAGCACCUAGGUUCAAUUCAAAUUCCAACGACAGCCUUGGCUCCACAUCGCGGGAUGACAAACGCCGUGCAUCUCAUAAUGAAGUUGAGCGAAGAAGGAGAGAUAAAAUCAAUAAUUGGAUUAUGAAGCUUAGCAAGAUUAUUCCAGAAAGUCCAAACGACUCCCACAAAAGUUUCGAAGGACUGAGUAAAGGUGGAAUCUUAGCAAAAGCAUGCGACUACAUUCACGAACUGCGGUCGCAAAACAUCCAAUACCAGGAAUGUCUAAAUGAAAACAAAAAAUUAGCUUUAGAAGUAGAAAAUUUGAAACGAGAAAACGAAGAACUGAAAUUAGUAAAUAAUCAAUUAAAGGACCAGCUCAUUGCAAAUGGCCUGCUUACUGAAGUUGAAGACUCUCUCACCUGAAUCAAGGUAAAAUUUGGGAAACUUGAUUAGAAACUUCAUAAUUCCAUCACUACUCUCUGUCACCUCUCAGUUUUAAAUUAGCUCUAUCGUUGAUUCCAUUUUAUAAGUUGUUGUUUCACCCGUAUAGCCGAUCAAUUGACUUUAAAAUAACCUGAUUUGAACCACUAAGGAUAUUAGUGGGUUCUUUUCAGAGAGCCUGGAUUUUUGGAUACUAAUAAUCCCUGCACUAGGUUACAUCUCGUUCAAGAUCAUUUGCCAACUGAUGUUGUUUAUUUUUAGUUCUAGCCGCUAAUAAAGCCUAAUCUUUCAGUAACACUAUCCUCACCAGAGGAUACAAUGUUCAUUGAAGUGGUAGCAAUGUUUUGUUUCAUUGCUUGUGCUGAGUCAGGACUGAAUUAAAUUCAAAUGUUCAGCAAACCAAACAGUGAGUGUUUUUUGUCAAUUUCUCUGACUCAUGUCAGUUUUCAGAGUACCAGCACUGUCUUUUUUACGUUCAAAGUAGUGUUGAUAUUCAAAACAAAUUAAGGCCAACAUUUUUGAACUUAUGUUUUGUAUAGAGAAAAAGCCAUUGAUAUUUUCAAAUCAUACAUAGUGUUUUGGGAGAAAAAAAAAAAUUGCUUAAAAGUUUUUCACUGGCAGAUUGACCUUGACUGAGCUAAUUCCAGCCUUUUUUCAUUGGUCUGACUAUUUUACUAUACUCCAAAUGCAGUGACCUGAUCCUGUCGUUCCAAAAAUUAUUUUAUUAUGGUUUUUUUAUGAGGUAUCGAAUAGAAAUGUUCUUGCAGACUUUAAAAGUUGGAGUGGAUCAGAAUGGAGAAUUUGCUGGUGUCUGAAAGUUGAAACAUGUAGAAUCUGUUGGAAAAACGAUCAAAUUUUUUCAAGCAAAUUCUCCAUUACUGGUAGUCUUACUGUAUUUUAGAAGUCACGUGGACAAUUAAAAUUUUUUUCGGUGAUCAUUGAUGAUUAUUGUUCUUGAAUUAGUGUUUUACUGACGUCAAUGAUGGAUUCAAACUGCAUCCCAUAGACUGCGGGAAAUGUUUUUACUGUUCAAAUUUCAUGAAUUUUCAAUGGAUUCAAAGAUCAUAGGAAAUGAAUUUUUUUUUGGUUCUCUUUCUCAUGGUAAGCGGAUUUUAUUGAAUGAUCAACUUUUUAUAUUUUCAUAGAAUACGCAGUCCUCAUUCUGUACCUAUCUGUAUUCUGUGGCAGACAUUAAGUUCUGAAUACGUUACUUAAUGUACGCUGCUGUUGUUACUUAUUUUUAUUGUUUUUCCUUUCAAUCACUGUUUGAAUGUAAGCAAACCUUUGCUUUUGAGAAUUCAGCAUAUCUUGUGAUAUAGUUUUAACACUGGGCAGCUCCUCAGCAAAUAAUUUUAAAACCCUUGAUCCCUCUAAGAUCGGUAUGUAACAAAAAGUAAAUAACAUUAUCGUCAAUUGGAAAACUCACACUGCUGAAUCAUUGAAAAAAAUCACCAUUUGGUGUGCUUACUUCUUCUUUGCUCUCCCUAACUUCACAGUUGAAACCAUGAGCCAUGAAAAUCUGUUUGAAUUUCAACAAUGAUAAAAAUUAGAGUUUCUCAAUAUUCGAUAAAACUAUUUAUUUUUCAACAUAGAGUUUGGUCGUUUUAUUAUCUCCCGUUUUUACGUAUUUAUAGUAUGUAGUUUGGAAUUCUCAUAGCAUCCAUUUUGUAAUUAAUUGUGUAAAGUUAAGAGUGCUCCGCGCUAUUUUUGAUUCAAAUGUGGCACUCAAUGUAAAUUGCAAUAAUUUUUUGUCUUGUCCAUACCCUCAACCUUUGUCUGUAACCCAUAAAUCAAAAAUACAAUUUGUAUCACUCUGUUUACAUUUUCUAGCAGAAUUAGUCCUCUUCUUUUUUUUCAGAGAGAUAUCACGAUUGCUUGUAUAUGUGAUGUUCUGGUUUAAACUUGUCCUAAUCAGCCACAAAUUAGUCUUCUGUGUCCUAAGACCCGAUAAUAUGUACCUAUUAAUUCUCUGUUAGGGCAAGUUAAAUUUUUAGAAUAUGUAGAUUUUUUAAAUAAAUUCUGUUAUUCCAAAUUUUAAUUUCAAAAUUUUUUGGUUCCGGAGUGUGUGCAGUUAAUGAUUCGAUAUCUUCAAUUAGCAAAACCAAAAAAAUGAGAAAAUGAAAAGCGAGGCUUGAGUUAAACCUUCUCAAAUUUAUAUUUAAGCCAAGAAGCCAAUUUAAUGUAAGUUUGAGUUCAUUAUUACAAUUUUUUUUUAUUUUCUUUUCAUACCCUCAGUUCUGUUCGUUAAUCUGUCAAUCCUUUAUUUGUCUCUUAACGUUGAUUUCUCAGGUUUAGACCUUUGUUAUAGCAAAUAGUUACUAAGUCUGAUUUUAAUUCCAACUUCUCAGCUAAAGUCUUCCUUGUUACAUUGCACAUUUCCUUACUCUGCCUUUAGUGAUCUGGCAGUCUUAAGUAAUCAAAUGAGGUUUUUUCUGAUGUCAUCAGCCAAUUCUUCCUCUAAUAUGCCUCUAUUCCAUAGGUACCAUGCAGGAAAUCAGAAAUCACUCAGAAAGAGUUGCGUUCAAUAAAUGACUAAGCUAUUAUCAUUGCUGGAACUGUACUCUCAAUUUUUAUGAGCAGCUUGUAGCCCUCUUUCCCUUAAAAAUUAAGAAUAUUUGGGACCUGGGGAUUUUAAUCCUGUUAAGAAACAAUACUGCACACACUCAGUGUUUGUAUUUAUCUCAUUUUGGUUAUCUUUGUGUUGAACCAUUUUGCUUCUUUCAUUAUAAGUUUUAAGUUUAAAUAUGUUUUUGUUGUAAUAAAGUUUUUUUCUUUUUUAAAAGUU